GGCCCAGGGCCUACGGAGCGGCGUGACGAAGCUGACGUGACGGACGGAGAAUAAUAAGCAAGACGCGGGCGCGAAGUUGCGUGCGGGGCGGGCGUACGCGCUGUUUCCUUUGUGUGAGGCGGCCUGUGCUGCUGCUUUACGCUAAAGCUGGAGGCUCCUUCGACUGGCUCAGCCAUGGUCAAAAAGCGGAAAAGGGUCGUGAUUGAUUCCGAUUCCGAGGACAGCGCUAGUGACGACAACCUCGACCAGGAGCUCUUGUCUUUAGCAAAGCGGAAAAGGAAUGACUCAGAAGAACAACAGGAGCCAGUCAGCAAGUCGGCAGCUUCUACAGAUUCGGAAACAUCGGACAGUGAUGAUGAGUGGACUGUGGGAGGAACAAAGUCUAAAAAGAAGACUAAAAUGGGAAAAGGAGAGAAAAAAGGAGCCACAAAGAAACGAAUCAACAAAGCAGCUUCAUCAGGCAGUUCCAAUGGAGACAGUUCAGCUGAAAGCUCUGCUCCAGAAGAAGGGGAGGUAUCAGACUCUGAAAGUAACAGCUCAUCAUCUAGUUCAGAUUCAGAGUCCUCCUCAGAAGAUGAGGAGUUUCAUGAUGGGUAUGGAGAGGAUCUAAUGGGAGAUGAGGAGGAUCGGGCACGUCUUGAACAAAUGACCGAGAAGGAGAGAGAGCAGGAGCUGUUCAAUCGAAUUGAGAAGCGAGACGUGUUGAAAAGGAGGUUUGAAAUCAAGAAAAAGCUAAAAAUGGCAAAGAAAAAAGAGAAGAAAAAGAAACAAGAGGAGGAGCAGGAGAAAAAGAAGCAAUCUCAGAUUCAAGAUGUUCAGGGAGGGAUGUCUCAUAACAAAGAGAGACGGUCUAAACGAGAUGAAAAGCUAGAUAAGAAAUCUCAGGCAAUGGAGGAAUUAAAAGCAGAGCGAGAGAAAAAGAAAAACAAGACAGCUGAGCUUUUAGCAAAAAAACAACCCUUAAAAAUGAGUGAAGUGUACACAGAUGAUGAAGAGGAAGAGGAUGAAGAUAAAUCAAGUGUGAAGUCAGAAAGAUCUUCAAGGUCAUCUUCAUCUGAUGAAGCAGAGGAGGCAGAAGAUAGUCCUCCCAAAUCCCUGCCAGUAUCUCUUCCAGAAGAGCUCAACAGGAUUCGCUUAUCACGGCACAAACUUGAACGAUGGUGUCACAUGCCAUUUUUUGCGAAGACUGUAACAGGCUGUUUUGUUAGGAUAGGAAUUGGAAACAGCAGCAGUAAACCAGUGUAUAGGGUGGCUGAAAUAGUAGAUGUCGUGGAAACAGCGAAAGUUUACCAGUUGGGAACAACAAGAACAAACAAAGGUCUGCAGUUGAGGCAUGGUAAUGACACACGUGUUUUUCGCUUGGAAUUUGUAUCAAACCAGGAGUUUACAGAAAGUGAAUUCAUGAAAUGGAAAGAAGCGAUGGUGGUGGCGGGAAUGCAAGUCCCUACAUUGGAUGAAAUCACAAAGAAGGAACAAGCCAUUAAAGAAGCACUAAACUACAAAUUCAAUGAUAAGGACAUUGAAGAUAUUGUGAAAGAGAAGGACAGAUUUCGCAAAGCACCUCCUAAUUAUGCUAUGAAGAAAACACAGCUGUUAAAAGAGAAGGCCAUGGCAGAAGAAUCAGGAGAUACAGAAAAAGUGAAGCAAAUUCAGGAUCAGCUUAAUGAGCUUGAAGAGAGAGCUGAGGCUUUGGACCGCCAAAGAACAAAAAAUAUCUCUGCUAUCAGUUAUAUUAAUCAAAGGAACAGAAGCUGGAACAUUGUUGAAUCAGAAAAAGCACUUGUGGCUGAAGGUCAAAAUUCCAAGAACCAACAGAUGGACCCAUUUACAAGGCGGCAAUGCAAACCCACCAUGGUUUCAAAUGCUCGAGAUCCGUCAGUACAUGCUGCUAUUCUUGCCCAUUUAAACCAGAAAUAUGGUUCUGGCUCUACUCCAGAUAAUGUGCAAGAAAAAAAUACACCGGGAGCGGGCCCAAAAGACAAGGAUGUUGCCAAAACCACCAGUGAUCUAUCAGAGGAUCUUUUCAAGGUCCACGACUUUGAUGUCAAAAUUGACCUUCAGGUUCCCAGCACAGAGGCUAAAUCAUUGUCUGUGACCUCCAAUAUCCCCCAAGUUAAAGAUGGCGCUCCACGAAGAUCACUGAACCUAGAGGAUUACAAGAAGCGACGAGGACUCAUCUGAGCAGAUAAGCAGUUGCAACUCUGCCUGAACUUGACUAUCUCAGCUGUAAUUUCAUAGUAAAUUAAUGAACAUUUUCAGUUUUGGUAAAAAUGGACUUCAUACAUAUUGCCAUCAAGCAAAUGAUUUAACGAGAAGAAAAAAAAAAUGUUUGCAGAAUAUACGUUGAGCUGCACCUGAUAUCUAUUUUUUUUUUAUUCUCCUAUGUUCUCAACCUUGUUUGUCCUCCUCCAUUGCAGUGAUUGUGGAACUUCCAGAAAUGUCCACAUUUUAACAGGUGUAUUUAAGAGUUCUUUCUAGAUGAAGUGGAACUUUCAGUUGGAAUGUAAUACUUGUUUAUCAGUGAAUGUUUUUUUUUUCCCAUUUGGCAGCUCCAAUUCUCCAGGUGGAGCAGAAUUCUCUUCAGGCCUCAGAUGCCAUAUUGGUUAUCGGUAUGGGCACGAACUUAACCAAAACUAAACAUUUAAGAAGCUUAACAACUCUGGCAUCUCCUGGAUAUUCUCUGGGUGAUGAGUUUGUCAUCAGAAUAUGUACAUUAAAUAGCAGCAUCAAACUUUUUAUAUAUAAAAACAGUGUUACUGUGGAACAUAUAUGAGAGAACCUUUUAAAAGAAAAUAAUCUUGUAUGUUCAGAAAUCUUGUACAUUUACCCCGCAGAUAAUAGUAAGUGUUCCGUAUGUGUCCUAGAAAAAUUUCUUAUUAAAUUGGCAUGCCAUGUAAAUAUGUGAUUUCAUUGGGUGCUGCUCAAUAAAGAGGAACUACUGUUUCAUAGAA
Erpetoichthys calabaricus (reedfish) is the source of this 2951-nucleotide messenger RNA. It is a transcript of the gene rtf1, whose product is annotated as RTF1 homolog, Paf1/RNA polymerase II complex component. The coding region runs from base 175 to 2181 and encodes 668 amino acids. Gene Ontology annotation, molecular function: RNA polymerase II C-terminal domain phosphoserine binding; DNA binding. The record is from RefSeq and is a predicted model, not a curated record. Gene Ontology annotation, cellular component: Cdc73/Paf1 complex. The transcript is spliced from 18 exons. NCBI's taxonomy places the organism in Eukaryota, Metazoa, Chordata, Cladistia, Polypteriformes, Polypteridae.